Molecule: messenger RNA, 255 nt
Organism: Microthlaspi erraticum
Lineage: Eukaryota; Viridiplantae; Streptophyta; Magnoliopsida; Brassicales; Brassicaceae
Source: the annotation of a GenBank genome assembly
AUGGGUUCUCUUGCUUCAAGAGUUCGAUAUCGAGAUCGUGACAAGAAAGGCACCGAGAAUAGCGUGGCCGAUCAUCUAUCAAGAUUGAGGAUUGAAGGAGAUGUUCCCAUCGAUGACUCUUUGCCUGAGGAGCAACUUAUGGCUGCUAAGAUCGUGGAUAGAGGCUAUUUGACCAAGUGCCGUUUGGAGGAAGAAAGGAUAGCAAGAGGAGAAGAGGUUCCGUGGUACGCUGACUUUGUGAACUACUUGGUGUAG